Messenger RNA from Boeremia exigua, 2577 nucleotides. RefSeq lists its product as uncharacterized. The record is from RefSeq and is a predicted model, not a curated record. Lineage: Eukaryota; Fungi; Ascomycota; Dothideomycetes; Pleosporales; Didymellaceae. Bases 1 to 2577 code for a protein of 858 amino acids. The transcript is spliced from 4 exons. Gene Ontology annotation, cellular component: plasma membrane. Gene Ontology annotation, molecular function: calcium-activated cation channel activity.
AUGGCACAGACGACGGUGGAAAAUCGCGGUCCAUCCUCAUUCAAAGCAGUGGCUGCUGCCUUCAUACCAACUUUCGUUCUCGCCAGUCUGUUUGUCUCAGCAUUUGUGAUAGUCAGGCCCAAAUUUCCAAAAAUCUACUUCCCCAGGACGUACCUGGGCACAAUACCGAGAAAGGACCACACGCCAUGUCAGAGUCGCUCGUAUUGGGAUUGGGUACAUACCAUGAGAGUGGUGCCUGACAAAUUCACCCUUUACCACCAGUCCAUCGACUCAUACCUCUUCUUGCGAUUCCUCCGAACCAUGAUCUUCAUCUGCGUUGUGGGCUGUGUCUUGACAUGGCCAAUCCUGAUGCCAAUCAAUUCCGCUGGUGGAGGUACAGGCAGCGAACUAGAUCGUGUCACGAUCGGCAAUGUUGCAGAGACGAAGUACCUGUACGCUCAUGCUGUCAUUGCUUGGGUUUUCUUUAGCUUUGUCAUGUUCACGGUGGCCAGAGAGCGACUGUGGCUCAUCGGACUGCGUCAAGCGUGGAACUUGUCAAAGCCCAACGCCAAUAGACUAUCAUCACGCACAGUAUUGUUCUUAUCGGCACCGACAGCUGCUUUGGAUGAAAGCAACAUGACACGAUUCUUUGGACAUGAUGCUGUCAAGGUCUGGCCAGUGACCAAAGCGCAAAAACUGCAGAGCCUCGUCUCAUCCAGGGAUACAAAAGUCGAUGAACUUGAGACUGCAGAGAUUUCGUUGAUUCAAAAAGCAAAUGAAGAAGGGAGAAGAAGCCAGGCUAGGCAUAAUGGACAGAGGAUCACUUAUGGCAGCCUCUCCGACAGCGUCAAACAGUCGCUUAGACCGACCCAAAGGCUGAAAACUACAAAGCCUGUGGGCAAGCAGGUGGAUAGCAUUGACUACUCCCGCAACCAGCUUUUGGAAACAGAAGAGGAGAUUAACAAGGCGCGAGAAUCUAACGCGAGUGCACAGAACCAUCAUGGCGCAGCUGCAGUCUUUGUACAGUUUCGCACGCAGUCUGCGGCGCAGAAGGCGUACCAACAGGUCGCAUCGUCGGAUAUAUUGUCUCUCACUCCACGCUUUACUGGUGUUCAACCGAGCGAGAUCACCUGGGAAAACCUCACGAUCGAGCCCUCUAGGCGCAUAUCGCAAAGCAUACUGGCACAUGGCCUGGUCAUCGCUUUGAUCAUCUUCUGGUCCAUUCCCGUUGCAUUCGUUGGUGCGGUGUCGAACGUCUCGUACCUGGCGGAGAAUUUCAAGUUCCUCAGCUUCCUCAAUCGACUACCGGACAGUAUUAUCAACCUCCUGACUGGAUUGCUUCCGCCUCUACUUUUGAGCGCGCUCAGCAAAUAUGUGCCGAAGAUUUUCAGAUAUAUCUUCACCACGUUUGGAGAACCUACCAAGACAUCUACUGAGUUGAAGGUACUGAAGUGGUAUUACGUAUUCCAGGUCUUACAGGUCUUCCUGGUAACCUCGCUCUCUUCCGGCGCUGCGACCGUAGUCUCCCAGAUCGCGAAGAAUCCCAACAAGGUACCUGAGCUGCUCGCCGAGCGCCUGCCUCGUGCAUCAAACUCCUAUCUUACGUAUUUCGUCGUUCAAGGUUUAACCAGCGCCUCCGACAACCUCCUCAACUACUCAGAUGUUCUGUCGUAUUUGUUCUAUGACAGGUUCUUCGAUAAGACACCACGCCAGAAGUACAACAGCUACAUUACGCUGAAAGGCAUGCAAUGGGGCAAAUUGUUCCCCAAGUAUGUCAACUUCGUCAUCAUCGCGAUUGUAUACUCUUGCAUCGCACCCUUGGUUCUGGGCUUUGCUGCCGCAGGUCUAGUCCUCUUCUAUCUCAGCUACCGUUACAUGCUUCUCUUCACCGCACAGCCAAAGGUCGACACAAAGGGACACUGCUACACACUUGCGCUGCAGCAAAUGCUCACCGGCGUGUACAUCGCCGAGCUCUGCCUAAUCGGACUGUUCAGCCUUAGAGGUGCUUUCGGGCCAACAGUGAUGCUCGGCAUCUUGCUUCUCGUCACAAUCGUCUUCAAUAUCCUUACCAACCGCCACUUCACCCCUCUCGAGCAGUACCUGCCCGCAGACCUAGCCCUCGACGGCAGCAGCGACGAAGACGACGAAGAAGCGCCCCUCCUCUCGUCCGUAGAAGAAGGCCAGUCCGACGCAAUCAGCCGCGAGAACGCCCGCAUCAACCGAAUUAGCAGCGCGAUCCGAAUCUCGCCCCGAGUCACAGGCCCGCUGGCCCGGUUCUUCGAGCCGCAUAUCUUUGCGAGCCACAAGGCAAUGCAGCAAUGGCUUCGCGACGGCGACUUCGACGAGGACCAUAUCCCCGAGUACAGUGAUGAUGAUGUGCGCAAGGCGUAUCUUCAUCCGGCGUACUCGAGCCAGACGCCGGUUAUUUGGCUGGCGAAGGACGAUAUGGGUGUUAGCAAGAAGGAGAUGCAGGAGAACGAGAAGAAGGAGCUUAAGACCAGUGAUGAAGGUGCGUGGAUAGAUAAGGAAGGUAAGUUGAGGUGGAGUGUGGAUGACUUUGAUAAGAUUCCGAUCUUCAAGAAGAGUAGGCAGUGGUAA